This is a messenger RNA of Penicillium verrucosum, 414 nucleotides long. RefSeq names its product Clr5 domain-containing protein. Bases 1 to 414 code for a protein of 137 amino acids. NCBI's taxonomy places the organism in Eukaryota, Fungi, Ascomycota, Eurotiomycetes, Eurotiales, Aspergillaceae. The record is from RefSeq and is a predicted model, not a curated record. The transcript has a single exon.
AUGGCACGCCCUCGUAUUGAUCUCGAGCCACACAAAGAAGAGAUACUUCAUCUGAUCACGCAAAAUACUUCACAUGCAGCCAUUCGUGCUAUUCUCAAGGAAAAACACGAUAUUUCGAUUAGUCGCAGCACCCUGAAGAGAUGCCUUGGUCACUGGAAACCGCCUAUACCCGCACGGCGUACUCUCACAACUAGGGCAGAGAUCCAAGAUCGAGUUGAAGAGCUUAUACCUCGGUAUGGCACACAAAAGAUUCUUGCAAUCCUCGCUGCAGAGGGCACACCUUCUUCGGCCAUUACCCUACAAAGAAUUCGAAAUGAUCUUGGUAUUAGGCUUAGGCUCACCCCUGAACAGCGUCGACAACAAUCGGACGAUGUUGAAGCUUGUGAUACUGCUAUUGAUGAAGUCAAAGAUUAG